Engraulis encrasicolus (European anchovy) is the source of this 1212-nucleotide messenger RNA. It is a transcript of the gene mrpl40, whose product is annotated as mitochondrial ribosomal protein L40. Bases 130 to 732 code for a protein of 200 amino acids. Lineage: Eukaryota; Metazoa; Chordata; Actinopteri; Clupeiformes; Engraulidae. Gene Ontology annotation, cellular component: mitochondrial large ribosomal subunit; mitochondrial ribosome. The transcript has 4 exons. The record is from RefSeq and is a predicted model, not a curated record.
UUUACCCAACGUCCCCCUGUCAGUCACUUCCGCACGCUCAAGGUGGGCAUGAUGGCAUGCUAACCAGAGUCAGGUCGAAGUGCCUUGAAAACACUCUCUCUGAAGUAUAUCUGUCUAAGGAAAUAAAUUAUGUCCUCGUUACUUUCACGUGUUUUUAGUACGCUGUUACCCAGACAGAAUGGGAUGCCAUGUUCAUCAACCGGCCUCCAAAGGUGUAACCAUUGGUUUGCAUCAGUCAUGUCCCUUAAAACUUCUGCACCUUUGAGAGCAGAGCCGAGGAAGAAAAAGAAAGUGGACCCUCGCCGAGAGAUAAUGGCGCGAGAGCGUCUGAAGAAGAGGCUGAGGAAGCUGGAAAAAGUUCCACCUGAGUUCAUCCCCAUUGAAGACUUCAUCCCAUCUGCCAAAGGCUAUGACGAAAUGAGAGUACGUAGCGAACCCCGCCUGUCAUUCGAGGAGAGCGAGCGCCGGGCGCUACUACACAAGGAGUGGACGGUCUUCAAGCACGGCCAGCACCAGGCGGAGAUGGCCACCAUUAAGGGAGCCGUGGAGGCCCAGAGGCAGGCCCUGGAGGAGCUGAGGCUGGAGUCAGAGGAGCUCUACCAGGCAGCGCUGGCCCCAGACCCUGCCCUCUUCCCCUUCACCCAGCAGGGCCCCAGCUACACUCCACCCAUGCACAACUACGAUGCACCCGAGGGCACAUACAACGACAAGACAAAAGUCUACACACAGUGAAGGAUGUUGCGUUUCUGUUACUUACUACGUCAAUCAGUGUGUGUUUCCAGCAUGAGUUACUACAUUGGACACUAAUAUGCUGUGACAAUGCUGUUGACUGAGAUUUCUUCAUCUGGGGUUGCGUUGUGCCAUCUUUUUGGUCAGUUUUACAUGUGAAACUAGACUGGUGUAAAACGUCUAGCAAGGGGUGUUUUUUUUUUGGAGGUCUCUGCCUCCCACCAGUUACCCAAAUGAGGUGUUUUGAACAGAAAGAUGAACAUUUCAAAUUAUAGCCGUUCUCCUCUUUGAGAAAAGGGAGCUCAGGCAUUUACUCAAGACAAGAAUAAACACCAGACUCAUGUGAACCAUAUGCAUUUGAAGAUUAUUGACAGAAACCAGUCAUGCCGUUUGUCUUUUUUUAUAUUAUUGUGCAUUUGCUUUUGAAAUGAAGAGCACUGUAAAUAAGAUUGUUUUCGAACAUUAAACAAAAAAUUAAACAUA